ACGGUACCCACAAUGCAAAGCUAUGCUAGCUGGUCCCUAGCAGAGCAGCCUGACUGCAAGCAAAAAACAACAACAGGCUACUCUGCGAAGAAGGCAGCUGCAUGGAUAGCGACAACACUUACGACCAGGAUUUCACGCAUGCAGAGAAUUAUCUCAAACCAAAAUGCAUCUUAGCCUUAUAAUCAGCGGUGGCGGCAGCAGCGGUGCCAUGAACAGUGGACUCCCAGCUUCAGCUGCUCCGCUCGGGGGUGUCGGGAUACCCAAUGUGAAGGUGAAGUUUUGCCGAUAUUACGCGAAAGACAAAACCUGCUUUUAUGGAGAAGAGUGUCAGUUCCUGCAUGACGAUCCGUCCAUGGGAAGCCUGCCGCUGCACGGCGGCGGUAGCCCCGUCCCGUUGUCCAUGGCUGGGGGUGGCGGGACGCCAGCUGUGUAUUCCCUUGGCAGCUCAGCGGCGGCCUGUCCGGGUGGCGGGGGGACUGGUGUGUCCAAGAAAAGCGAAACAUUGGGCCCUGCAAGCACGUCUCUGGAGGGGCAGCUAUUAACCAUCCCAGGGAUGGAGGGUGCACCCCUGAGCGAUGCCAAUCUCACAAACUCGUACUUCAGCAGCAGCUUUAUUGGGGUCAAUGGGUUUGGAAGCCCAGCAGAGUCUAAAUACUCAAUGAUGCAGCGAAUGACUACCAGCAGCAGCUCUCCCAGUCUCCUCAACGAUGGUGCCAAAAACUUUAGCCACAGCACUCAUGAUCCAGUGAACUCCCCGACAUCUUCACUGUUCAGUGAUUUUGGUGCUCUUAGCAUUUCCCAAAGGAGAAAGACUCCAAACCCUGCAGCAAGUGAAUUCAUCCCCAAAGGAGCUCCACGAAUGGCCACCAUGGCUCAGUCCACUGUCCAGGCAUUCCCCUCGCCUAUCUUCCCACAUCCUGGCCUUAGUAGCUCAACAGCUGCUGCACUUGCUCCUGGCAUGUCUCUGUCUGCCGGAUCUUCUCCUCUCCACUCCCCAAAAAUCACACCGCACACCUCACCUGCUCCUCGUCGACGCAGUCACACCCCAAACCCUGCCAACUACAUGGUGCCCACCACUGCAGCUGACCAGGGUACUCACAUAAUCCAGAAAGAGACUGUAGGGGGGACCACCUACUUCUACACAGACAACACCCCAGCACCAAUGGCUGGGAUGGUGUUUCCUACCUACCAUAUCUAUCCUCCCACUGCGCCCCAUGUGGCUUACAUGCAGCCAAAAGCCAAUGCCCCGUCCUUCUUCAUGGCUGAUGAACUUCGACAGGAGUUGAUAAACAGACAUCUGAUAACCAUGGCCCAGAUUGACCAUUCAGAGAACCCAGAUGUACCAUCUGAGGUGGACAGCUACCACAGCCUCUUCCCCCUCGAGCCCCUCCCUCCACCAAACCGCAUGCAGAAGACCAGCAACUUCAGCUACAUUACCUCCUGCUACAAGGCGGUCAACAGCAAGGAUGACCUGCCUUACUGCCUGAGGAGGAUACACGGUUUCCGCCUUGUUAACACCAAGUGCAUGAUGUUGGUGGACAUGUGGAAGAAGAUUCAGCACUCAAACUCUGUAACGCUGAGGGAGGUCUUCACCACGAAGGCAUUUGGAGACCACUCGUUGGUGUUCUCCUAUGACUUUCAUGCGGGUGCAGAAACCAUGUUCAGCAGACACUUUAAUGACCCAGCAGCAGACUCGUACUUUACCAAGAGGAAGUGGGGACAACAUGAACCCCCACCGCCACGGCAGCAUGCAGGUCUGCUCCCCGAGUCUCUGAUAUGGGCCUACAUUGUCCAGCUCAGCUCGGCCUUGCGCACCAUCCACACUGCCGGACUGGCCUGCCGUGUCAUGGACCCCAGCAAGAUUCUUAUUACUGGCAAGACCAGGUUACGGGUGAACUGUGUUGGGGUGUUUGAUGUCUUAACUUUUGACAACAGUCAGACCAAUCAUCUUGCCCUAAUGCCACAGUACCAGCAAGCAGACCUUGUGUCGCUGGGCAAGGUGGUGUUGGCGUUGGCAUGUAACUCCCUGGCUGGUAUUCAAAGGGAGAACCUGCAGAAGGCCAUGGAGCUGGUGUCUAUCAACUACUCUUCAGACCUCAAGAACCUCAUUCUGUAUCUGCUGACUGAACAGUCUCGUCUGCGCAGCGUCAAUGACAUUAUGCCAAUGAUUGGAGCUCGAUUCUACACACAACUGGAUGCAUCGCAGAUGAGAAAUGAUGUCAUUGAGGAGGAUCUGGCCAAGGAGGUGCAAAAUGGCCGCCUCUUCCGCCUGUUGGCCAAACUGGGCACCAUCAACGAGCGGCCAGAGUUUCAGAAGGAUCCAACGUGGUCGGAGACAGGUGACCGCUACCUGCUGAAGCUUUUCCGGGAUCACUUGUUUCACCAGGUGACAGAAGCUGGGACGCCAUGGAUUGACCUUAGCCACAUCGUUUCGUGUCUCAACAAACUGGAUGCGGGCGUUCCUGAGAAGAUCAGCCUGGUGUCUCGGGAUGAGAAAAGCGUCCUGGUUGUGACCUACUCGGACCUGAAGCGCUGCUUCGACAGUACCUUCCAGGAGCUGCAGGCUGCAGCCUCCGGCUCUCUGUAGCGCCCUCUUUGGGCCCAGGAUGGUACUACCAGUACCUGGAGUACACUAUUGCACUACAGCGGAGGACCAGGCUCAUGGAGAUAACAUCAGCAUGGCAAAAGCAGCGGGGCGGGGCUUCGUGAACCUCAGUCACAUACACUGACCGUGUCCACCCGGAAGGCUUUUUCUAAAGUGUAUUUUUUUUAGUUUUCCUAAACCCCGCAGCUGAAAAUCGUAAAACAAAAGGAAAAUAAUGUUAAUGGACAUAAACGGAACCUGUGACGAACGAGUAUGAUGACAUUUUUUUAGAUUUGGGGAACAAAACAAGAAACAAACCAUGUGGUUUGGAACUUUUUUCUGGCUUUUAUUGUUUAUUUCUACAGUUGGGGUUCAUUUUUGUGAGGGGGAUGCACUAAGAUUUUAAUUUUUUUGUUAAUUUUUGUUAUUUUUAUCAAUAUGUGUGAGUGGCCUACAGGGUGUACAGAGAGCUAAAGUCACACACGGACAUAAAUACCAGAGCAGACUGAGUUAAAGCAAACAACAAAAAA
This is a messenger RNA of Etheostoma spectabile (orangethroat darter), 3114 nucleotides long. It is a transcript of the gene pan3, whose product is annotated as poly(A) specific ribonuclease subunit PAN3. NCBI's taxonomy places the organism in Eukaryota, Metazoa, Chordata, Actinopteri, Perciformes, Percidae. Gene Ontology annotation, biological process: mRNA processing; nuclear-transcribed mRNA poly(A) tail shortening. Gene Ontology annotation, cellular component: P-body; PAN complex. Bases 164 to 2587 code for a protein of 807 amino acids. Gene Ontology annotation, molecular function: poly(A) binding; metal ion binding. The transcript is spliced from 19 exons. The record is from RefSeq and is a predicted model, not a curated record.